AAAAAAACAAAUCAAAACUUUGCUAUGAGUGACGAGGAUCAAGAUUUUCUGGAAGUAAAUCCCGAUUCAACAUGGCUGGAAAAGACAACAAUUGGUGGAUUUCGUGUUUGGCAUAUAAUAGCCAUAUGUCUGGGGAUUAUAAUGAGCAUAAUUAUAAUGGUGUGUUGUUGUGUACGAUUUCGAAUACCAAGAACAAAACAGGAAAUCGAGGCCGACUAUCAACGUAAACAGAUCACAAAGAAAUUUCGUGAAAAAUUGCAACAAAUUAAAAAUUCCGAAAUGGAUGAUAUGGAUUUACAAAAAGCCAUUGAAUAUAUACUCUCCAAUUAUCUAAUUAAGCAAUGCAACAGUGUUGAAAGCCUAAAUAAGGAUCCAAAUAAAAUUAAUAAUAAAAAUAAUCAUAUAAGUGUAAUUGAUAAUAUUAAAGUAUAA
This is a messenger RNA of Musca vetustissima, 432 nucleotides long. RefSeq lists its product as uncharacterized. The transcript is spliced from 3 exons. The record is from RefSeq and is a predicted model, not a curated record. The coding region runs from base 25 to 432 and encodes 135 amino acids. Lineage: Eukaryota; Metazoa; Arthropoda; Insecta; Diptera; Muscidae.